This is a messenger RNA of Paraphaeosphaeria sporulosa, 2118 nucleotides long. Its product is annotated as multicopper oxidase. Gene Ontology annotation, biological process: cellular response to iron ion starvation; reductive iron assimilation. The coding region runs from base 130 to 1950 and encodes 606 amino acids. Gene Ontology annotation, cellular component: high-affinity iron permease complex. The record is from RefSeq and is a predicted model, not a curated record. The transcript has 7 exons. Gene Ontology annotation, molecular function: ferroxidase activity; copper ion binding. NCBI's taxonomy places the organism in Eukaryota, Fungi, Ascomycota, Dothideomycetes, Pleosporales, Didymosphaeriaceae.
CACGCCUGCCUCACAAUGCCUACAUCUACGCUCAAGCCUUGCCGGUCAAGGGAUUAGGUCCUGCAUCCAAGCCUGGUAUUGACCAUUUCACAUCGACUAUCGACCUCCUUCACUGCGCCAUCCAGCGCAAUGCUAAAUGUGUUGUGGUUGUUGCUGGGUUUCCUCCACAGUGCCGCUUGCACGAAGGUGACGCACCGCGAGUUCAACGUCACGUGGCUGAAUCGGAACCCAGAUGGCCUGCACGAAAGGCCCGUCAUGGGUAUAAAUGGUCAAUGGCCUAUACCAGCUCUCCAAGUUACAAAAGGCGAACGAGUUGUGAUCAAGGUUUCCAAUCAUCUGGGCAACGAGACGACCAGCUUGCAUUGGCAUGGCCUUUACAUGAACGGUACAGCGUACAUGGACGGCCCGCCAGGUGUAGCACAGUGUGAAAUUCCGCCUGGCGAUAGCUUCGUGUACGACUUCAAGAUUGACCAGCCAGGGACGUACUGGUUCCAUUCCCACACCAGAGGUCAAUAUCCCGAUGGACUUCGAGCUCCCCUCAUUGUGCAUGACCCAGAGAAUCCAUACAAGGAGGACUUCGACGAGGAGGUUUUACUUUCCUUCUCAGAUUGGUAUCAUGAUUUGAUGAGGCCACUCCUAGCGUCUUUCAUCAGUGUCACGAAUCCGACUGGCGCUGAACCUGUGCCAAAAUCGGCUUUGAUCAAUGACGGACAGAAUGUCACUGUUGCGGUUCAGCCGGGGAAGACGUAUUUGAUACGAAUGGUAAACAUGGCUGCUUUUGCGAGCAUGUAUGUGUGGUUUCAGGGCUGCUCAAUGAGGGUCGUGGAGGUUGAUGGCAUAUAUACCGAAGCUGCGGAAGCAGAAAUGCUCUAUCUCACGGCUGGUCAACGAUACUCUGUUAUUCUCACGGUCGAAAGCGACGGCGUGACCAAUAUUCCUUUUGUUGCAAGCAUGGACAAGGAAUUAUUCGAUGAAAUCCCGGAUGAUCUGAAUGCGAACGCCACUGGCUGGUUAUUACUAGACAGCUCCAAGGAACUACCAGCACCGAUAAAAAUGGACGUCUUUGAGGCCUUGGAUGACAUGUCACUUCGACCAUUGGACAGUUUGGCUGCGCUUCGCGAGGUCGACAGGACAAUCACACUGGAUAUGAAGAUGGACAACCUAGGGGACGGAGCCAACUAUGCUUUCUUCAACAACAGUACAUAUGUGGAACCGAACGUUCCGACCCUUUACACGGUAAUGUCUUCAGGCGAGUAUUCUAGCAACCCCAUUGUGUAUGGCAGCCACACCAACUCCUUUGUGCUACACGGGAAUGAAACUGUUGAAAUCAUCCUGAACAAUAAUGAUGAUGGAAAACACCCAUUCCAUCUCCACGGACAUGCCUUCCAAGUUAUUGCACGCUCCGAGGAAGAUGCAGGAAGUUAUUCGGAUGAUGCCGAUGCAGCAAGCGCACCAGCUGUGCCCAUGCGGCGUGACACCGUGCUAGUCGAGCCCAAUGGUUAUGCGGUUCUGAGAUUCCGCAGCGACAACCCUGGUGUUUGGCUCUUCCAUUGCCACCUGGAAUGGCACGUGGCCUCCGGCCUUAUCGCGACAUUCAUCGAAGCACCGAUCGAGCUCCAGAAAACGGCCGUCAUUCCUCCCGAUCACUAUAAUAUGUGUACACGAAACAAGCCCCCUGUUCCUACCUCGGGGAAUGCCGCCGGGAACGUGGACGAUCUGCUUGACCUCAACGGAGAACCUGCUCCGCCGCCACCGUUACCCGCUGGAUUCACGAUUAAGGGGAUUAUUGCCCUAGUCAUUAGUAUUCUCAACGGGCUUAUCAUGGUGGCGAUGAUUGCGUGGUACGGCAUGUUGCAGAGCCCGGCCACAGAAGCCGCUGCAGGAGAUGCAAGUGAUAGUCCGGAGGGGGAGAACCAGCCUCUUUUAGCAGGUCCCGGGUCAAGACAAUAGCGAAUAGAUGAGUCUGCCUUGAUAGCUGAGACAAUUCGUCAUAGAGAAAAUGCACCCUUGAGAUGUGAACCAAGUCCAGGUCUCCAAUCGCGGAUGCUUGUGCGUGGUACAAUCUUGCGGUUGGCUGAGAAUAAUGCCAGAAGAUGCAAUGUUACUGCAACACAUUCC